UCUUCAGUGCUUGGAGAGUUUUCUGUGCACGUUUCACUGUGUGCGACAACUCAGUGACCCGAGAGCAAAGGAUGCACUCAAAUUCUGCUCAGACAUGAGUGGGGCAAGUAACACGCUGGCACGGGAGUUCCUGACGGAUGUGCACCAGUUGUGUAGUGCGGUGGCCCAGCGGGCCGAGGACGAGGAGGAGAGUCACAUGGUGGCGCUGGGAGAGUAUCUGGUGCGCGGACGCGGGUUCCUGCUUCUCAACACCCUGGACUUUGUCAUUGACCAGGAGUUGACGUGUCGGGAAGAGCUGCUUACACUCUUGUUGUCUCUGCUACCUCUGGUCUGGAAGAUUCCUGUUCAGGAGGAGAAAGCCCCAGAUUUCACCCUGCCUUCACUACUAGAGGUGUUUCUAUGCCAAGAGGGAAGGACCAUCCCUCAAAAGGCGGGGCAAGAUAGAUGUGAUGUGGAGAACUCUGGGAAGCGUUUAUCUGGCUCCUGGAAGUCACGUCGUUCACGUAGAACAGCUCAGCGAUACUCUGUGAGGGAUGCACGCAAAUCUCAGCUUUCCACAUCAGAUUCUGAAGCCAACUCGGAUGAUAAAACCACAAAUACUGGUAGCAAACAUCGCCGAUUCCACAGUUCGGCCGUUCGUGAUAGUUGCCAGCUUCACCAGUCCAACAAUCCAUCACAGCCAGCAUCGCAACAUCCCACUCUUGAUGCCAUGAGCACCAUUGAGCCAUCCCAACCUCACAGACUGUUUGGAUAUCACACGUUAGAUCCUAACAUGCUAACAGACCCCACCACUCUCUCCAUCUUCAACCGCAUGGAGAACUCGCCUUUUGACCUUUGCCAUGUUCUGCUCUCUCUUCUUGAAAAAGUCUGCAAAUUCGACAUGACCAUCAAUCAUAACCCAGGCUUGGCGGUCAGCGUUGUUCCCACGCUCACAGAGAUACUCACAGAGUUUGGUGACUGCUGUGGUCCCGGUGAAGGUGGUGGAGGUGGGAUCGAUGAACUAGCUGGAGGCUGGACUGAGGAGCCAAUUGCACUUGUUCAAAGGAUGCUUUUACGCACCAUUCUGCACUUGAUGUUUGUAGAUGUCGGUCAAAAUGAGACACUGCCUGAUAAUCUGCGUCGCAUCUUGAUGGACCUCUUCAGAGCAACUUUAAAGAUUCGUACCUGUUUAGAAAGGCAAGCCGACCCUUUUGCGCCAAGGCCAAAGAAGACUCUGCAGGAGAUACAAGAGGAUUUUUCCUUUUCAAGGUACCGUCACCGGGCCUUGCUACUGCCAGAACUCUUGGAGGGUGUCCUGCAGUUACUACUAGGUUGUUUACAGGCCUCUGCUCCCAACCCUUUCUUUUUCAGUCAGUCUCUUGAGUUAGUUCAUGAAUUUGUCCAACACCGUGGCUUGGAGCUCUUCGAGGCAACAGCUCUGCGCCUUGAGGCCUUAGCAGAAGCUCGAGAUUCAGAAGUCGGCAGUGAGGCAUCAGAGCGUCUGCGUUGUCUGAUAGCAGAUGUACUUAAGAUAAUCAGUGCGGUCAAGAGGGCCAAGUCAGAGCAGCUACACCAGUCUGUUUGUGCACGUCGUCGACAUCGUCGCUGCGAAUACUCCCACUUUUUGCACCAUCACCGUGACCUCUCAGGACUGCCGGUAUCCACUUUCAAGCAGGCAGCCCAACGUAAUCCCUUUGAGGAGGACUCCGAGGGUCAUGACGGGGAAGUGCGGUACCCCGAACGCUGUUGUUGCCUUGCAGCAUGUGCCCACCAAUGCUUGCGUCUUUUCCAGCGCCUCUCACCCUCAGGUCCUGCUGUGCUGCAGGUACUGGCAGGAGUGCAAGCUGUUGGCAUCUGUUGCUGCAUGGAUCCAAGGUCCGUAAUUGGACCAAUGCUCCAGGCAUUUCAGGCUCCAGGACUUCGGAGCUACCAGUCCCACGUGUUGAGCGUCCUUAGUAGACUAGUCUUAGAACAGCUUGGAGGUGGUCAACCUUCCGAAAAGGCCAAGCUUGCCUCCUGCAACAUUUGCACUUUGGAUAAUAGCCAGUUACCUGGCCUUGAAGAGACUCUGCAGGGCUAUGGACCUAAGAAAGAAUCGAACUUAUCCACGUCCCAAUCUCCCUCUUAUCGUUCCCAAGGUAUUCUGCCCAGUGGAGGAGCUGAAGACAUGCUAUGGAAGUGGGAUGCUUUAGAGGCCUAUCAAGAAAUUGUGUUUGGGGAAGACUGGCAUUUGAGUCAACAAAUUGCCGGUCAUGUAUGCCAGUUGACUUUACGAGGCAAUGCAGUAGUGCAAUGGCAACUCUACACUCAUAUUUUUAACCCAGUACUUCAGCGGGGUGUGGAACUAACCCAUCAUGCCCAGCAACUUGGUGUGUCAACUACUUGUAGCCAAGUCUGCAGCUACCAUACCCAUUGCCUCCCGGUUGAGGUACUACUGGUUUAUCUUCAAACUCUGCCUGCUCUGCUAAAGUCAAGCCAGGUGGUACGUGACCUGUUCCUGAGUUGUAACGGACUGAACCAAAUCACAGAGUUGAUCUACUUGGAUUUCACUCGUCCAUGGGCACUGAAAGUGUUCGAGACACUUAUUUUGAAUGCGUGGCACCAUCACAUGGAUUCUGCUGUGCAUGAGCUAGAAAGAGCGGAAGCUCAGGAGAGGGAAGCUGUUCUUGGGCUUGUAGAGGAACUGAGUUCACGUGGGGCUUGUGAUGGACCUCAAAGCCUCACUAAGUUUUAUGAAGGCCUGAAAGAGGCAUGCCCUCAUCCAAAGGGCAAAAGUGCAUUUUCUGCAGUAGGGCGUAACCGAGGUGAGGCGCAUUUAAACACAAUCAACCUUUUUCUGUGUGUUGCCUUCCUAUGUGUAAGCAAGGAGGCGGACUCUGACAGAGACUCUGCUAAUGACUCUGAAGACACCUCGGGCUAUGAUAGUACAGCUAGUGAGCCAUUGGGUGGGCGACUGCCCUGCCUUUCCCCAGACAGUGUGGCUCUUCCCUCUAAAGAACAGAUAAGGAGGGCUGCCGAUGUUUGGUCAGUAUGCCGUUGGGUAUACAUGGCCAGUCCAGUAUUCCAGAAGCAGUUCUUUAGACUGGGAGGUCUAGAUGUCUGUUUGCGUCUAAUGACAAUGGUCAUCCAGAAACUCACGCCUAAAAUCAAAGACAGUAAAUUUAAGAAAAAGAGAGAGAGUAAGGGCAAAAGCAGUCCAUCUCAUGUAGACUCUCCCACUCAAGCUCUUACAGGACAUUUUGACAAUAAAGCGACUGCUGCAGGUACAGAGGAAAACCACCAGCAUGACACUCUCAGCCCCUCUCAGGUCGAGAGCAAGUCAAGUGACCCAACGCACAGGCUUGAAGAGGAAUGGCCUCUCCAGAGCAUCCGACUGCUGGAGGCGCUUUUGGCAAUCUGCCUCCACAGUGCCAAUUCAGCCCUACAGAGAUUUGAACCAGACCUUUCCUUUCAGCUUCAGUCCGUAGAGGAGACGCUGUGUGAGGUCAGGGAUCAGCUCUCUCGAUCUGGAGUUGUGAAUUCCGAACUUGCAGUUCCUCUGUUUGAUUCCUUACUACAUGUGGCAUUAGCUGAGAUGUUCUGCAGUCCAGAUGUCAUCAAGGAGAAACCUGACAAGAAGUCUCAGGUUAGCGGUGAGGUGGCACCUCCAGCAGGUGAUCUGUCAGAGGAGGUGGAUGAAGCUCAGGUGAGUGGCGCUCCACCCUUGGGAGAAGAGGAAGGCUAUGACGCAGACAGUGAAAGUAACCCUGAGGACUCCAUCCGUCAGGAGGAAGGGAUAAAGGUGGAGGCUGGAGUCUCAUUGGGGGAAUGUACGUUAGGAAUGGCAGGAGUGCCUCUGGGCUCCGGCCGCGGCCGUCUGCUGUUCCCGGAGAUCUGCUUGAUGGAGCUGCAGCUGUUAGCCAGCGGCUCUCCGGACCUGGAGGUUUUGGGCCACGUGUUGCAGAGUCUGUUAGGAGCACUGAAAGGCCACCACAACAACGCAAAGCUGCUCUACCAGCAGGGUGGUGUGAAAGCCAUUUUCACCGGAUUUCAGAAUAUUCUCAGCCAAUCAGAUGCUUCCUAUAAAGAGUGCCAGACAAUACUGACGGAGCUGCUCGUUGCCAUGGUGAGUGACAGGAUCACAGCGGAGGAACUUGCCCUGUUGACACGCCUCUUCCUGGAGAAGACUCCGCCCACUGAGAUCUUGCUGAGAGGCUUGCUUCAGAUUGUGGAGGCUAAUGCAGACACAGAGCCGCUCUCCUUCAUGUCCUUUCCCAUGAUCCCUGGCACAGGGGUCCCCUGCUUGAGCUCCUCUCCUGGGAUGAGGCCUCAUGGGACGGCUGGUGGUAAGGGUGGCAUAAACACUCUUUUGAGGGGUAAAUUACCGCUGGGCCGUGGUGAAGCAGACAUGAGCAGGCCCGGUCAUCUGCGCAGCUCUCCCUGGCAUACGGCACCCUUCCACCUGCCCUUAGUGGGACAGAACUGCUGGCCUCACAUGGCCAGUGGCUUCAGCGCCUCGCUGUGGGUACGAGCGGGGAAGGAUGAGGACGGGCGUUAUAAGAAGGAAGAGGAGGCGACUCUGGCAGAGGAGGCCCUGCAUGGUCCCGCUCAUGUCACAGAGCAGCAGACAGACAGAUGUCUCCUCCAUGUCCUCUCCAUGGGCUCUAAGGCGCUGAUGCUUCAGGUGUGGGUGAACAUCUCCACCGGAGCCUUUACCUUCAGGAUCUGCAUCGAUCCAAACGAUGAGAUGAAGGCGGGUCUGCUGGCCCAGGCGGAGUCUGGAGACGGUGUGCUGACGACAGGCAUGUGGCAGCACUUGGCUCUCACGUACACACAGCAGCCUGAGGGCAGGAAGAACGUCCACGGUCAGCUGACCCUCUGGGUGAGCGGCAUUCGGAAGUGUGACGUCUCGCUAGACUUCACUCUGCCCAGGAAGUCCAGUUUGUCAUCAGACAGUAAUAAGACCUACUGUAUGCUUGGACACUAUCAGCACUCCUCAGAGGAGCAGGCCAGCCCAAGUGCACGCUGGGAUAUGGGCACACUGCUGCUCUUUAAUGGUUCCAGAAUUGACACUGCGGAGGCUUUUUACCUGUUUGCCAGCGGUCCUGACCUCACCUCCAUCAUGCCCUGCAAGUACGGCAAGCCUCAUGGGACACUAUCCAAGUAUGUGACACAGGAGGGUCUUCAGUGUGAGCAGAUACGAGAGCUCCUCAUGAGGAAUACAGACAUUGACAUCGCACCUCUUAUUGAGAGUUUAGCAGUAGUUUAUGCCCCCAGCAUGCCGUCUCUCUACACCAUAUAUGAGCCGGUGAUCCGUCUGAAGGGCCAGGCCAAGUCAACGGUGGCUUCCCAGCGGCCCUUCAGUGCCAAAGAGGUUCAGAGCUCCAUCCUGGAGCCUCCUUUCCUCAGGACCAUGACGCCCUGCCAGGCUCUCGGCCUACACAGCGUCCUGCACAUGAUCGGAGGCACCGGCGCUUUUGUCUUCCUGUUCGCUCGGGCGGUAGAGUUGAGCGACUGUGAGAAAACUCAAUCUCUGGCGCUGCAGCUGCUGCUGUCUCUGGUUAAAACCAACCAGCAUCGCACUCAUGAGAUGCAGUGUUACCACGGCUAUUCCAUGAUUCACCAGGUUCUCAUCAAGCCCAAGUGCAUUGUGGGAUACCACGUUCUGAAGACACUGUUGGACGGCUGCUGCAGCGGGUCAAUCCUUACGAUCGGAGAAGACGGUCAGUUCCAUCUGGAUGCUGAAUCCACUGUGGUGCUGCAAGAUCUCAGACUGCUUUCUGAAAUACUGCUGGACUGGAAGAUAUGGGCCAAAGCACAGUGUGGUGUGUGGGAGACGCUGCUGACCGCUUUAGAGAUCCUCAUCCGGGUGCAUCAUCCUCAGCAGAUGUUCAACAUACGACAGCUUCUCAAGGCGCAGGUGGUUCAUCGCUUCCUGCUCGCCUGCCAGGUGCUUCAGGAGCAUCGGGACGAGUACCUGACCUCCAUCCCACAGGAGGUCUGCCUCUCGUUUGUCAAAAUCAUCCAGGAGGUUUUGGGGUCUCCUCCAGACCUGGACCUGCUGCGGCUGGUCUAUAAUUUCCUGCUGGCUGUUCACCCCCCCACCAACACAUACGUAUGCCACACGCCCACCAGCUUCUACUUCUCUCUGCACAUCGAUGGUAAGCUGUACCAGGAGAAGGUUCAGUCCAUGAUGUACCUGCGGCACUCCAGCAGUGGCGGGAAAUCAGCCUGCAGCUCUGUGCUUUCACUGUCUCCCACCGUCUUCACAGAGACGCCCGCUGAAGUACGCCAUGCUUCGUCCCCCGAGCAUGGAGAUGAAGAUCUGUCACUGCGUCCCCCAAGCAUGGGCCCGUCUCCACACUCUUCUCCAGCCCUGACGCCCCGUCUGACCCAUGGGAGCGUGACGGGGACCGCCGAGCCUGAAGAAGGGACGUCCCUGAGUACCCAGCAGGACCUGGGCAGCACGGAGACCUUGAAGCGAGGAGGAGACGAGCUCCUCAGCAGCUGUGAGUCUGCAAAGACCAUUUGUGAUUCCCAGAACGUGGGCGGUGAUGAGGAGGGCAGUGUCGCGGGAAACCAAACGCCAUUCAUCAACGUAGAGGAGGAGCACAACAGCAGCCCGCCGGACUCUGAGGACCAUUUCGAUUGGACCAGCGAGGAAGCACCACGCCGGCCAGACAGCCUGAAGGGAAUCCAGUCCUUCCAGAGGAGCCACAGUAACCUGGCCAGUCUGGGUUUGGCUUUUCCCGCACAGAGCGGCUCUUUGACUAUUGCUCGCUGGCCCACCGUGGCUGACCGUGCCGCUCCACCAGACGACUGGGAAAGUUACACCUACUCACCCGGGUAUGACAGACACAGCAAGGCGGACUCCAGUAAUGACAGGUCCAGUGCUGAAGACUGUCUGGUUCUGAUCUGCUGCGGUCUGUACGAUCUGCUGAGAGGAGUUCUGCUCCUGCUGCCGGACCUCCUGCUGGAGGAGGUGAUGGACAAACUCAUCCAGCCGGAGGCUCUUCUCGUCCUGGUCAACCACUCUUCUCCUCUCAUUCAGCAGGGCGUCAUGAAGCUUCUGGACGCCUACUUCAGCCGCGCUCAGAAAGAGCAGAAGGAGAAGUUCCUGAAGAAUCAUGGGUUUUCGCUGCUGGCCAAUCAGCUGUACCUGCACCAGGGCUCACAGGGUCUGCUGGAGUGUUUCCUGGAAAUGCUGUUCGGACGACCGGUCGGACUUGAGGAAGAUCUGGAUCUGGAGGAUAUGGAGAACAUCUCCCCGUUCAGGAAGCGCUGUAUCAUCCCUGUGCUGGGUCUGCUGGAGAACUCUCUGUAUGAGAACUCGCUCGUGCACAACGGCCUGUGUCUGCUUCUGCAGCUGCUCAACGCCUGCCCGAAGCUAGCCGACAUCCUGCUGGACCACGGCUUGCUCUACGUGCUCUUCAACACACUGUCCACCCUCAACGGCCUGGAGAACGGGAUUCCUCCGAAUGACUACAAGCUGGUGGUGUGUGACAUUCAGCAGCUGUUGGUGGCCGUCACCAUCCACUCCUGCAGCUCCUCGGGAUCUCAGUACUUCCGCAUCAUUGAAGACCUGAUCACCCUAUUGGGCUACAUGCAAACCAGCAAAGUUCAGCGCACACAGGAAAUGGCCACAGCACUGCAGUUCCGCGUGAUCCAGGCAGCCAUCGAUUUCAUUAAGACCACGGCCAAUCAGGACCCUCUGAAAUCCAGCAGCUACGUUCACGUGCCCACUUCACCGCAUCACGCUCUACAGCAGAAACGCAAAAGCAUCGCAGGUCGGAGGCGGUUCACGGUGGCCCAGUCAGACUCGCUGCUGACGCGAAUGCGCUCGGUGGCCAGCGAUGAACUUAACCAGAUGAUGCAGCGCAGGAUGAGUCAAGAAAACCCCAUCAGAGCCAGCGAGACGGAGCUGGUCCAGAGACUGCAGAGACUCGUGGUUCUGGCCGUUAAUAGACUCAUCUAUCAAGACAUCAAACAUGAUUUCUUUGACUUCCUAAACUUUCCCGAGUCUCCUGAUCAUUCGAUGUCUGUGCCGUUACUUGGCGAGCAGACGACCGAUGAGAACGGCUCCACACCGCCCACCCCGAUCCCACCAAGAAACAUGAAGAGCUUCCGGAAAGAUAUUCUCAAACUAAUGAUGGAGGGCAUAAAGAUCGGCUUGGGCAGCACCGGUCGUGGAGGUGCUCCUCGCCAGCAGUGGAAGCGAAUCCUCUGGUGCUGCCGCGACACGUUCAGGGUCCAGAUCGGCCGCAUGCUGGUGCACACGCUCAGCCCCGCCGUUCCUCUGGAAGACAGGAAGGAGGCGCUAGAGUUCGUCCACGAGCAGAGCUACUCAGAGAUCCUCAGAGAAAGCCUGAGUCCCGGCCUCGAGCACGGGCCCAAGCUGGCUCUGUAUCUGUACGAGCUGUUACACGAUCACAAAGACGCCCUGAGCAAAGAAGAGCAGGCGUCUGCCAACACCUUCAUGACGGCGCUGAAACUCUGCGGCCACCGCUGCAUCCCACCUAGCGCUCCCGCCAAACCAGACCUACUCAAAGCCAUCAAAGAGGAGCAACUGAAAUACGAGUCAGAAGCAAGAACCAGCAAAGGAGCCUGGGAAAAGAAGCUGGCUAACACUCAGAGGAGCCUGUUGCAGAGGCUGGAUGGGAAGUCGAAGGAUAUCUCGAAGAUCGCCGCUGACGUCACUCAGAACGUGUCUCUCAGGCAGGGCAUGGAGCGGAAGAAGCUCAUGCAGCACAUCAGGGGCCUUUAUAAAACCGACCUGAGCGCCAGCCGCCACUGGCAGGAGCUCGUGCAGCAGCUCACUCACGACCGGGCGGUGUGGUAUGAUCAGUCAUCUUACCCCACUUCCUGGCAGUUGGAUCCCACCGAGGGGCCCAACCGAGAGCGGAGACGCCUGCAGCGCUGCUACCUGACCAUCCCUAACAAAUAUCUGCUCAAAGACCGACACAAACUAGAUGAUGCCAUCAAGGCUCCUCUGGCCUUCCUGUUUGAGGACAAAACUCAUUCCUCUUCAUCCAUAGUGAAGGACAAAGCCACCAGUGAGCCCAUCAGGUUUACGAGAAAGUGUGUAAGUGUGGCGCCCUCUAGAGAGACGGCAGGAGAGCUGUUGCUGGGAAAAUCUGGGAUGUACUUUGUGGAGGAUAAUGUUGCAGAGACACUUGAUAACCAUAGUCCACAUGGAGAGACGGAACCGGCCUCCUUCUCCUGGACGUAUGAGGAGAUAAAGGAGGUUCACAAGCGCUGGUGGCAGCUCAGAGACAAUGCUAUGGAGAUCUUCCUCACCAACGGCAGGACGCUGCUGCUCGCGUUUGAUACCACCAAGUUCCGCGACGACGUCUACCACAACAUCCUGAGCUCAGAGCUGCCCAACCUGCUGGAGUACGGUAACAUCUCCGCCCUCACGCACCUGUGGAGCUCAGGACAGAUAACCAACUUCGAGUACCUCACCCACCUCAACAAGCACGCGGGCCGCUCCUUCAACGACCUCAUGCAGUAUCCCGUCUUCCCCUUCAUCCUGCGAGACUACACCAGUGAGACGCUGGACCUGCAGGACACCUCCAUUUACAGGUACCUCAGCAAACCCAUCGCAGUGCAGUCUAAAGAGAAGGAAGACCGUUAUGUGGACAAUUACAGGUAUCUGGAGGAGGAGUAUAAGAAAGGCAAGAGAGAGGACGACCCCAUGCCCCCCGUCCAGCCCUAUCACUACGGCUCUCACUACUCCAACAGCGGCACCGUCCUGCACUUCCUCGUCCGGCUGCCUCCCUUCACCAAGAUGUUUCUGGCCUAUCAAGACCAGAGCUUUGAUAUUCCUGACCGAACGUUCCACUCCAUGAACACCACGUGGCGUCUGUCGUCCUACGAGUCCAUGACGGAUGUCAAAGAGCUCAUCCCAGAGUUCUUCUACCUGCCAGAGUUUCUGGUCAACAGAGAAGGUUUUGACUUUGGCGUGCGGCAGAACAGCGAGCGGGUGAACCACGUGAAUCUGCCGCCAUGGGCCAGGAAUGACCCGCGACUCUUCAUCCUCAUCCACAGACAGGCUCUGGAAUCGGAUCAAGUCUCCCAGACGCUCUGCCAGUGGAUUGACCUGGUGUUUGGUCUCAAACAAAAGGGCAAAGCUGCGGUCCAGGCCAUGAAUGUCUUUCAUCCUGCAACUUACUUUGGCAUGGACGUAUCUGCCGUUGAAGACCCUGUGCAGCGUCGGGCUCUAGAAACUAUGAUCAAGACGUACGGCCAAACACCCAGACAGCUGUUCAACGCCUCGCACAUCAGCCGAGCCGGAACCAAACUCCUGUCAGAGGCAGAACUGCCCGCAGCCAUGGGCCUCCUGGUGCAGCUGGCCUUCAGAGAGAGCCGCGAGCAGCCCAAAGACACCGUCUACCCGAGUCCUCUGCCAUGGAUAAAGGGCUUGAAAUGGGGCGAGUAUGUGGGAUCCCCCAGUGCUCCGGACCCCGUGGUCUGUUUCAGUCAACCUCACGGCGAACACUUCGGCUCCCUGCUGGCGCUGCCCACGCGUGCCAUCUGCGGCCUCUCGCGCAAGUUCUGCCUCAUGAUGAUCUACAGCAAAGAGCAAGGUGUAAGGAGCAUGCACAGCACCGACAUACAGUGGUCGGCUAUUCUGAGCUGGGGUUACACCGACAACAUGCUGCGUCUGAAGAGCAAACAGAGCGAGCCGCCCAUCAACUUCAUCCAGUGCUCACCGCUGCACCAGGUGACUAGUUGUGCCUGGGUGCCGGACAGUUGUCAGCUGUUUACAGGCAGUAAGUGUGGAGUCAUAACCGCCUACAGCAACCGCUUCACCACCACGAUGCCGACAGAGAUGGAGGUGGAGACGCAGGUUCACCUGUACGGUCACACGGCGGAGGUCACGGGCCUGUUCGUCUGUAAACCCUACAGCAUCCUCAUCAGUGUCAGUCGAGACGGGACCUGCAUCCUGUGGGACCUCAACAGGUUGUGUUACGUUGAGAGUCUCACAGGUCACAAGAGUCCAGUGAACGCCGUGUCAGCCAGUGAGACGACAGGUGAUAUCGCCACAGUGUGUGAUUCAGUGGGUGGAGGAAGUGAUUUGAGGCUGUGGACGAUCAACGGAGAUUUGAUUGGUCAUGUUCACUGUCGAGAGAUCAUCUGUUCAGUGGCGUUCUCCAAUCAGCCGGAGGGAGUGUCGGUCAACGUGAUCGCUGGCGGACUGGAGAACGGUGUGGUCAGGUUGUGGAGCACAUGGGACCUGAAGCCAGUCAGAGAGAUCACCUUCCCAAAAUCCAACAGGCCUAUCAGAAGUCUCAUGUUCUCGUGUGACGGUCAUCACCUCUACACGGCGAACAGCGAGGGCACAGUGAUCGCGUGGUGCCGUCGAGACCAGCAGCGCAUGAAGCUACCCAUGUUUUACUCGUUCCUCAGCAGCUAUGCUGCAGGCUGAUCCUGCGUCACGCCGCUCGUUACCCACACCGGACGGACGCUGAGAGCGACCCCACUGACCCAGGAAGAGGAGGAGCCAGCAUGCACAAAGCCCCGCCCACGAUCAUCACAGAACCCACCCACUGAAACACCAUAGGAACGGAUGCCACUUGUACCAUAAAGAGCAGGGGCUCGUGAGGCAGCGCGAACGCAGGCCUUUCCCCGCAUCAUUUCUCCUUGUCUGUUUUGACUGAUUCAU
This is a messenger RNA of Sinocyclocheilus rhinocerous, 11623 nucleotides long. It is a transcript of the gene lyst, whose product is annotated as lysosomal trafficking regulator. Lineage: Eukaryota; Metazoa; Chordata; Actinopteri; Cypriniformes; Cyprinidae. Gene Ontology annotation, molecular function: protein binding. Bases 95 to 11386 code for a protein of 3763 amino acids. The transcript is spliced from 53 exons. The record is from RefSeq and is a predicted model, not a curated record.